CAUUGCGUCUCACUAUCACAUCCCAACAGGGGGAGGCUGCUGCUCUCUGCUCAUUCUCCUGCUCAGCUGAGCUCUGGCUACUAGCAAUGGCCGUGUUGCUGCUACUGCUGCUGCCCAGGGAGGCUGAUGAUGUGUCCCCUGCCCGCUGGCUGCAACAAACAGCUCUCAGGUUUCUGCUGAGCCUGCAACGUCAAUAAAUGGCCAGAGUUUGCUUUUUACUCUUAAUGUAUUCAGCCUUCCUCCCAAUGCCACACUCAUCACUGCUCUAGAGGGGGGUUUUGACUUCAGCUCCUGGAAUGCAGCUCCCUGGGAUCGGGCAGCGCCACUCACUGCAUUUCCCCGCCCGCUGCAGCCCGACAAGAAGAUGGAACCGGCGCAGCGUCCCCUGUUAUCCCUCUGAGCAUCGGCAGCAUCAGCAGCAUCAGCAGCUCAUUAACUACAAUCGCUCCCCAUAGCAGCAUGCCGUAUGAAUAUUUCAGCAGGACUUAAUGCUCGCUCUCCUGUAAACCGAGUCUGUGUUAAAAGGGGCGCAAAAAAGGGUGUUGUGCAUGCGCCUUCCUGAUGCCGCAAGGCUUGACGCAUCAGUAGCAGUUCCCUGAGCGAUUUCAUCCUGCUCCACGGCACGGAAGCACUCUUCUACCGCACAGGCGUCUUCCACUGGUUCACCCAACACUGACAACAAGCAGUAGGGGAAGGCAGGAGAAAAAGUGCUGAGUUGGCAAAGACCCUGUAGCUUCCAUCCUACAGCACUGACUGCAUGGCUGGGGGACUGUGACAGAGCAGCAAUGAGACAUUCUCACAGUAGGACUGACCAGCAGGAGUAAAGGAAUACAAAUUAGGCACACAAAGUGGUGGAGGGGGGGUCCCUCUUAAGAUUUCUGAGAAGCAGAGGGGGACACUGGCUGCGUUGGGUCUUAAGAUAGUCAACCGCCUCCCCGACGUCAACGACAGAUAAGCCAUUCCUCAAAGGAUUUGUUGUUUUGGGGGGGUGGGCUUUAAAACAGUGGGUUUCUCUAAGAAGAAGGGGUACUGGAACAGCAAAGUGAUUACCUAUAACAGCUCCUCCUUCCCCCCUCCCCUCUGGAAAAAUGACCGUGAUAGCAGGGGAAAAUAUGGACGAGACAUCAGUCUUGCCCGGUCACCCUCAGGACAGCUACCAUCCAGACCAAGAUGACCACGAAUGCUGUGAGAGGGUAGUCAUAAACGUGGCUGGGCUGCGCUUUGAGACGCAGCUUAAGACUCUUUCUCAGUUCCCCAACACUCUGCUAGGGAACCCCAAAAAACGGAUGCGGUACUUUGACCCCCUGAGGAAUGAGUACUUCUUUGACCGCAACCGCCCAAGUUUUGAUGCCAUUUUAUAUUACUACCAGUCUGGGGGUAGACUCCGGAGACCGGUCAAUGUUCCACUGGACAUGUUCUCUGAGGAAAUCAAGUUUUAUGAGCUAGGGGAAGAGGCCAUGGAAAAAUUUAGGGAGGAUGAGGGUUUCAUAAGGGAAGAGGAACGCCCUCUGCCAGAAAAAGAGUUCCAACGUCAGAUAUGGCUCUUGUUUGAGUUCCCCGAAAGCUCGGGGUCGGCCAGGAUCAUUGCCAUAAUAUCUGUGAUGGUCAUCCUUAUAUCAAUUGUUAUUUUCUGCUUGGAGACUUUACCAGAAUUAAAGGAUGAGCGGAUCUUUAGUCGACGGGUGAACAACAGCACAGUUUUCUACAAGUCCAACAUCUUCACGGAUCCAUUCUUUGUGGUGGAGACCCUCUGCAUCAUCUGGUUUUCUUUUGAAUUGGUGGUGAGGUUCUUUGCAUGUCCCAGCAAACCGGAAUUCUUUAAGAACAUUAUGAACUUCAUUGACAUUGUGGCCAUCAUCCCUUACUUUAUCACCCUGGGGACUGAAAUGGCAGAGCAAGAAGGUCCCCAAAAAGGGGAACAGGCAACAUCUUUGGCAAUCCUGAGGGUCAUCAGACUGGUAAGAGUGUUUAGAAUCUUCAAACUCUCCAGACAUUCUAAGGGCCUCCAGAUUUUGGGACAGACCUUGAAAGCUAGCAUGAGAGAAUUAGGGUUGCUAAUUUUUUUUCUAUUCAUUGGGGUCAUCUUAUUCUCCAGUGCAGUAUACUUUGCUGAAGCUGAAGAGCAUGGCUCUCAUUUUACAAGUAUCCCUGAUGCUUUCUGGUGGGCGGUGGUAUCCAUGACCACUGUGGGCUAUGGUGACAUGUACCCUGUGACAAUUGGAGGCAAAAUCGUGGGCUCCUUGUGUGCCAUCGCUGGUGUGCUGACAAUUGCCCUGCCUGUACCUGUCAUUGUGUCCAACUUCAACUACUUCUACCACCGAGAAACUGAAGGGGAGGAACAGGCUCAGUUACUCAAUGUUAGCACCCCCAAUUUAGCCUCUAACAGUGAUCUGAGUCGACGCAGCUCCUCCACAAUGAGCAAAUCUGAGUACAUGGAGAUUGAAGAGGAUCUGAAUAAUAGCAUAGAUAACUUUAGAGAGGCAAAUAUCAGAACUGGCAACUGCACCAUAGCCAAUCAGAACUGUGUUAACAAAAGCAAGCUGCUAACAGAUGUGUAGAGCACACUCCCAUUACAGAAUGAUCAUGACCACUUUCCUCUUUGCAGGGCCACCCUCAACGUAACCUUCAAAAAUACUGAGGCCUAGUAAAAGUGAGGGGAGCAGCCCCCCCCAAAAGACAUGCCGAUUUCAUAUUCAGGGCUACUCAUUUUAUUGGGUCCCACCUUCCCACUGGCCCUUCUUACAGUAGAUGCUUUAAACAAAUAGUCUUGAAUGCUUUAUUUCGCCAUCGCUAAUGCAUUGUUGCAUUGCGAGUUUACGCUCAGUGAACACAAAAGCUUUCAGGAUUUGUUAAGAAAAUGUAAUUUAUUUUUAAAUGGAAAUUUCUUUUUCUAAACUGGUCUGUGGGAAAUAAACCACAUCCCACACCCAAACCAGUUAUACUAGGGAAAGAAUUAAAUGCAACUUGAACAGCAAGUUAAAAAAAAAAAUCCCUUUGCCUGUUAAUGUUAAAUUCCAAACAACCAUCACAGAGAAAAUAAAAAUUAACAGAUAUGCAUGGAGUUCUAUUAGAUGUCAGCCAACCACGCAAUGCAUCCGAGGAAGUACUUGUCAAUCAAAGGGUUAAGAUGAAGUAUGCAAACACUUGCUGGUUUUUUUUUUUGUUGUUGUUAUUGAUCUGAAGAAGUGUAUAACUUUCCAGUGAAUGACUAUGCACUUAACGAUGACCUACAGAUCCAUAAAAGCACCUUAUGAACCAAUUCAUGACUUUGCUACAUCCUAAAAGUAGAGGGACUAAAAAAUUUAAAUACUUAAAAAAAAAACACAAAGGACGAACAUCUGCCUUGCUGCUAAAUACUUUGUUUUUUUUUGUUUUUUUUUAAAUGCAGAUGGAUUUGACUUAAAAUGUAUUUUUUUCACAAGUUGGAUGCAAAAUCUUUUUUUUUUUGUCAUAAGCAUGAUUUUUUCGAAUUUGAAAUCAACUGUAUUUAUUUGGUAAUCUUGCAUGCCUGAAAUGUUAAACCUCAUACGAUAGGGGGUUGAUAAGUUUUCUUUAACCCUUUUGCCACUAGAAAGAGAGGCUGUGGCCAAAAUGGCGACGUGGGGGGGCAGCCUCCCAUUCAACGCAAAGCAUUGACAUACAUCAUGUUUAUUUAUGAUUUCCUUUUUCUUUUUAAUUUGCAUUCACCUAAAGUGCAUUCCUAAUUUAUUGAAAACCUUUUUAGUACUUUACAGAACUGUAUGUAAAUGCGUAUGACUAUGUUAGAUGAACUGGAACAAUAACUUUUUGAAGAUCAAGCAUGUUCAAAUACCCAGCAUUAUGGGGCCUAUUCGACUAAGGUGUAACCAGAAGUAAUGCAUGAUAUCAGUAUUAAAAGAUCUUCAUGUUUUGGGGAGCCAGGUGGAAUUAAAGGGCCUACUGAUUUUCCCGCAGUAAUCCUCAGGGAAAUAUGUUAUCCACUUUCAAGGCAUAGUUCUAAAGUAUAUAAAUAGACACUUAUAAAUAUAUAUAUAAGUAAUUAAACUUAAAAGGGAACCGUAUGGCCUCUAUAUAAGUCAACUGAACAGCACAUAGUGAUACCUAAGACAAUGUAUAGGUUUUCUGAACAUGGUGCAUGAUUAGGGUUGCAGUAUUAGAAUGUAAUGAUCCCUUAACAAUAUGCAUCAACUGCAGACCAUCUGUUUUGCAUCCUCUAUUUGAGAUCCAUAGGGUUUUGCACUGCUCUAUACUUUACUAAAAAAAGGAAAAAGACAAAAAAUAAAUAAAUAAAAGAAUCUGGAGAGCAGAGUGAUUUAGAUAGUUGCUAGUGCCUUUAUCGUUUCAUUGCAAAAUUGCUGAAAGUGCCUCUGUGAACAGAGUUAAAAUGUAUAGCAAUUUAAUAGGAAAGGGUCAAGUGGGGUUUAUAUCAUUGUUAAUUCUCAAUGGGUGCUCAGAACUUAUGUAUCAAAUAGCGUGUAGAUUGGAAGCCAGUCUUCUCAAACAUUUCUUUCUAGCUAAAAAUUUGUAUUGGGGAGGUCCUAAAUUAACACCCGUUCUAUACUGAUCAUUUGCUGGAAUGAGACACAGAUGGGUUUGCACUUAAGUCCCUAGUUCUUGAGUUCUUGCAAGUAUUGAGUACAGCUUCUUCCCUGCAAGUUGGCACUAUGAUGAUCAAUUAAAAUGUAUGCAAUGCUGCAACUCUAAUUGAUUUAUAUGCAAAAAAAAAAAAAGAUAAAAAGGUUUAAAAAAAUUAACUUGGGCAUUUUGUUUUUGUAGCCAGUAAAAUUGACUCAGGAUGAUGUCUUUAUAUGAACAGUGUACUCAUAAGUGGUGCAUUGAAUGUUUAUUCCUUUCUCCUUUUCCCUAUCUUCACAAGUAGUGCAAACGAUGCAUCAAUAUCAUCACGGGAUGUAAAACCAGAAGAUAUUUGAAUCCGAGACCAUUACAGUAACACAGCUUUGAAAUCUGAUUGCAGAUCUAACUAGACCCAAUAAAUAUAUGUAUGACUGAACCUUUAACCUGGUUAAAGUUAUCCCUUCAAGAAUUUUAUGCAAGAUGGCAUUACACCAUUCAGGUCAAUUGUUUAGUUUAUACUGCUUGAAAGCACCUAAUUCUAGAGAUCCCUUUCUGCACUUAGCUUAUGACAACAAAUUCAAAUUGGAAAAAGAAAUCCUUUAUUUAUUAGUAAAGCACUUAAAAUAGUCUUCAGUUACCCCAAAAUGGAACCCCGGGUUAAAAGAAAAGGAAAAUGUGAAAUUUUCAUAGGCUUUUUAUUAUUUUAAGAAUUCAUGGGUGAAAUCAAAAGGAAGGGCUGAUUGAUUAUCUUCUUAAAAAAAGUUGCAGAGCAAAUGACAGCUUUAAGAACUUUAAGAUUUUCCUUGAAAGUCUGUUACCAUCUCAAAUCCUGGUUGCCCUAAUCUAAUCCUGCUACAUCAUGAAAGUAUGACCCUCUGUGCCAAUGUUCCAGUGCACUCAGUACCACAGAGAUUAGCUGUUCAAUGCCGUAAAUAUGAUAUGGUGGCUUAUAAGGAAGAAAAUAAGACUAACUAGGCAACUUGGUUUUUUACAAGAAGUUGGGGUUCCCACAAAUUAGUUUAACUAAUGGACUUAAUAUUCUGCAUGUGUAACAGAAAAGUGCUGCAUGAACCGAUAUUUGGAUAGGGCUGGAUGAAACAAUUUGGAGAAGUUUUAGGUGUGAAUGAUGCUUUUCUUGUGUGCAUUGAAACCCUACAUUUGAAGUACAGGGAUAAAAUUCAUGAAACAUAAGCAUGCAUAUCUGGAAAAUUUAAAAAAAAAAAUCUCUUGCCCCUUUUCUCUACUGUGCUCAAAUGUCUUUGUAGACCUGAAGGUGCACUUGAUAAAUGCCUGUUAUUACAAUAAAAGUAAUAUUUUUU
This is a messenger RNA of Xenopus laevis (African clawed frog), 5873 nucleotides long. It is a transcript of the gene kcna1.L, whose product is annotated as potassium channel, voltage gated shaker related subfamily A, member 1 L homeolog. The coding region runs from base 1089 to 2558 and encodes 489 amino acids. Lineage: Eukaryota; Metazoa; Chordata; Amphibia; Anura; Pipidae. Gene Ontology annotation, molecular function: delayed rectifier potassium channel activity; voltage-gated potassium channel activity; monoatomic ion channel activity. Gene Ontology annotation, cellular component: plasma membrane; neuronal cell body; voltage-gated potassium channel complex. The record is from RefSeq and is a predicted model, not a curated record. The transcript is spliced from 2 exons. Gene Ontology annotation, biological process: transmembrane transport; monoatomic ion transport; potassium ion transport.